AUGGCUGGUCUUCAGGUUGACAAGGACAUCCUAGCUGGGUUCGCCGAAGCCCAACGGGACGAGGUUGAGCUCGAGAAGCAUGAUCUUGCGUCUGCAACGACUUCGUCGCUCCAGCACGAGCUCGACGGCGUUCACGAUGGGCUUGUCUUCCCCACCGAAGAGGAGAAGCACACACUGCGCCGUGUGUCUGACUCCCUCCCUUGGAGCGCGUACUUGAUUGCUUUUGUUGAGUUGGCGGAGCGUUUCUCGUUUUACGGAGCGAGUGUCGUCUAUACCAACUUCGUACAACAACCGCUGCCACCCGGAUCGAGGACUGGCGCUAACAUUAAGCAAGCUGGUGCGCUCGGCCUUGGUCAACGUGCUUCCACUGGCAUCGGUACCUUCAAUACUUUCUGGGUGUACGUUGUUCCACUGUUCGGUGGCUACCUUGCCGAUACAAAAUGGGGACGCUACAAGACCGUCUGCAUCUGCGUCGGGGUCGCGCUGAUCGGUCACAUACUACUCAUCAUUUCCUCUGUCCCCGGUGUCAUCGAGCAUUCGCAUGGUGCUUUGGGAUGCUUCAUCAUUGCAGUCAUCAUCAUAGGCCUGGGAACAGGUGGAUUCAAGGCUAAUAUCUCUCCCCUUGUCGCCGAACAGUACAAGAGGUCAAAGCUCUUCAUCAGGGAGACCCCCCGCGGUGAACGCGUCAUUGUCGACCCGAUUAUGACCACGUCUCGUAUCUACAUGUACUUCUACCUCUUCACGAACGUUGGCGCCUUGAUAGGUCAGAUCUCCAUGGCCUACUCCGAGAAGUACGUUGGCUUCUGGCUUUCGUACACUCUCCCCACCAUCAUCUUCCUGUGCUGUCCAUUUGUGCUGUGGGGCGGGUACAGACUCUAUACACGUUCACCACCGCAGGGCUCUGUGCUCUCGAAGUCGCUCCGCGUUUGGCGUCAAGCGAUGAAGGGCCGCUGGUCCACAAACCCGAUACGGCUUGUCAAGAAUAUGAACGUGCCCGACUUCUGGGACUCCGUGAAGCCGAGCCGCUUCGAAGGCGAGAGCAGGCCCUCGUGGAUGACGUUUGAUGAUCAGUGGGUCGACGAGGUCAAGCGCGGUUUCAAGGCGUGCUACGUCUUCUGCUGGUUCCCGAUCUACUGGCUUUCGUACAAUCAGAUCAACAAUAACUUGGUCUCCCAAGCCGCCACGAUGGUUACUAACGGUCUGCCAAACGACGUCCUCUCUAAUCUCGACCCCUUCGCCCUCAUAAUCUUUAUCCCCAUCUGCGACAUCAUCAUCUAUCCCGCCCUCCGCCGAGCAGGGAUCAACUUCACACCCUUGAAGAAAAUCACAUUCGGCUUCUUCACUGGGUCAGCCGCCAUGAUCUGGGCCGCCGUCGUCCAACAUUACAUCUACAAGCGCAAUCCCUGCGGUUACCACGUCGCAACGUGCCAGGACGCCCACGGGAACCCGAUCACGUCUGAUCUGAACGUCUGGAUCCAGACGGGCUCGUACGUGCUCAUUGCGCUCUCGGAGAUCUUCGCGUCCAUCACCGGUCUCGAGUACGCGUUCACGAAGGCGCCGAAGAACAUGCGCUCGCUCGUCAUGGCCAUCUUCCUGUUCCAGAACGGGAUCAGCGCUGCGCUCGGCGAGGCGUUCGUGUCGCUCUCGGCGGACCCGCUGCUUGUUUGGAACUACGGCUCGAUGGCGGUCCUCGCCGCCGUCGCGGGUGUCAUCUUCUGGUUCCAGUUCCGCCAUCUCGACGCGGCGGAGGACGAGCUCAACCAUCUCGAGGAGAGCCACUACGAGCCGAAGCACUAA
Molecule: messenger RNA, 1797 nt
Organism: Dichomitus squalens LYAD-421 SS1
Lineage: Eukaryota; Fungi; Basidiomycota; Agaricomycetes; Polyporales; Polyporaceae
Product: MFS peptide transporter
Exons: 6
Coding region: 1-1797 (598 amino acids)
Biological process (GO): transmembrane transport
Cellular component (GO): membrane
Molecular function (GO): dipeptide transmembrane transporter activity
Source: RefSeq, a predicted model, not a curated record